UAGUCGUAAGAAAUUAAUUAGUUUUAAUAAUUGAAAAAAGUUCAAUUGUUUUUUUUUCAAAGAAAGAAGUUCAAUUAUUAAUCUUAUAUCAUUUAUCAAUAUCGGUUUAAGAGCGAUUUAGUAUUGCAAUCCUUGGACUUGGUGUACCAUUGUUGAUCAGUGGCAUCCUCGUCAGCAUCUUACUAAUGUAAAUGAAGGAAUAUCUAACGACGAUAAAGUUUUUAAUAAAAGUGGCUAAAUUUGUCAAAAAUGUUUCUAAAAUCUGAACAUUUUGUGUAUCUCUAAGAAGUUGACUAUUAUUAUUAUUUUGUUGAUAAUUAUAACUAUACAAGUGGAUUUUGCAUCUAACAAACAAACAACAAACUUUUAAAAUCCACAACCGAACAAAUCCAUCAUAAAUUCUUAAUUUUUCAAAACCUUCAUUUUAACCAAAUCCCUCACUUUUCAAAUCCAAGACCUGAGUAGGAUUUUUACUGUUGACAGAAUGCUCAACUAACAUUAUAACUGUAAAAAAUUUUACUCAUGAAUUAUUCAGGUGAGUGCCUAAUGGGGUAAACUGAUGAAGAGGUCACUUUGUUUUCACACUACUUUUUGACUUACCUUAUGUGAAUGUACAGAAGAUAGAAAAAGGCAGAGGAGAAGAAGAAAAGGAAGGAAGAAAUAAUUGCAGAAGCAGAAUCAUUAUGCAUACCAUUAGAAUGCAUCAUUAGCCAAGAUCAUGCGUACAAAUUGCUACAUUACUGCCUAAGGAAACACUUUGGACCAAAUUUCUUUUCCUAUCUACUUCCCUACACCCUCCAUGCUCAAUCAUUAACCACACCAGAGUAGGCCACAGCAUCUGUUCCAAAAGUCUAACCCAUUUGUCUUCUUAAGCAACAACAAUAACCAUUAAGAUGAACAAGAAGAAGAAAAAAACAUACAUAUCUCAAGAGAUCAUGGCACUUCAGCAACACAUUGCAGCUUAUGGUGACAAGCUUCUUGCAGCUUUCUUCCUAUUACUGUUGUUUCUUCACUUGUCUCAUUCUUCUGCUCACAUUGAAGGAGCAAGCCUUCCUCACAUGACUUCAGAUGCCAGUGAGAUAGCAGGAAAGUCCUACGACUACAUCGUGGUAGGCGGAGGCACUGCCGGCUGCCCCCUGGCUGCAACCCUCUCCGAGAAGUACUCGGUGCUCGUCGUGGAACGUGGUGGCUCGCCAUAUGGCAACCCUUGGAUAACCGAGAAGCUCUUCUACGGCUUCUCGCUGCUCCAAACCGAUGAGUUCACAUCAGUUGCUCAGGCAUUCGUGACCGAAGAUGGAGUUCAAUGCCACAGGGGAAGGGUGCUGGGAGGAUCGACGGCUAUCAAUGGAGGGUUCUACAGUAGGGCUAGUGGUGAUUUCGUGAGAAGAGUGGGUUGGGAUGAAGAGCUGGUGAAGGAAGCUUAUGAAUGGGUGGAAUCUGAAGUUGUUUCGAAACCGGAGCUGACCAUGUGGCAGGCUGUUGUCGAGUUUGGACUGCUUGAAGCUGGGAUUCUUCCUUACAAUGGGUUCACCUGGGAGCACGUUGAAGGGACGAAGAUCGGCGGGUCCACGUUCGAUGCUUGGGGGAAAAGGCAUACCUCUGCAGAUCUUCUGCAGAUGGGGAACCCAGAAAACAUCACGGUUCUGUUGAAUGCAACUGUAAAGAGCAUCAUAUUCAAUGGCAGUGGAGAUGGAAACAAGACAAUUGCUCGCGGUAUUACAUUCAUAAGUAGCAGUGGCGACGGGAACCAAACUUAUGAUUAUGAAGCUUAUCUCAACCACCAUGGCGGCGAUGUGAUAUUGUCAGCUGGAGCUUUAGGCAGCCCACAGAUCCUUCUGCUGAGCGGCAUUGGACCCGAAACCCAUCUCAGCCAACUCGGCAUCCCAGUCGUGUUGAACUCGAGCAAGGUUGGCCACGGAAUGAAAGACAACCCUGGAAUCGCACUCCUGGUCGACUCCAAACCAGAAAGCCGAUUCCCUGACGCACCACAAGUUGCUGGGAUAACAAAAGGAUUCGAAUUCAUAGUCGAAGGCGGCAUCUUGCCAGUGAGCUUCAACACAACAAGGAUCCCCGUAGCAGUGAAGCUAGCAUUCCCAGAAUCCAAAGGCAAGCUGGAACUGAACACCACAGACCCGAGAAGAAACCCUGUGGUGUCAUUCAAUUACCUGAAGAAGGACAGAGACAUGGAUCAAUGUGUGAAGAUGGCUCAGUUGCUGAAAAGGGUUGCUGGGUCGCCUUCUGUGGCGAUUUUCCUUGGCUACGUACCUCAGAACAAGAACUUCUUCUUGUCGAGUUCUGAUGAAGAGAUGAGAGAGUUCUGCAGGAAGAAUGUGAGGACCUUUUACCAUUACCAUGGCGGGUGUGGUGUUGGAUCGGUUGUUGAUGAAGAUUACAGAGUGUAUGGAGUUGAUGGCUUGAGAGUUGUAGACGGGUCGACAUUUCUGGAGUCGCCUGGGACUAAUCCCAUGGCUACUCUCUUGAUGCUUGGUAGAUAUCAGGGGGUCGAGAUUCUCAGAGAGAGGGGAGAGGUAUCGUACUGAAAUUCUAAUAUGAUCAAUGUGUGUUUCAGCUCAAUUUCAUGAAUAACCCAACUGUCAAUCCAGUAUAUAUAUCCAUAGAAAGAGAAGAAUUAAGAAGAAACAAAAGAAGCCUGAAAAC
This is a messenger RNA of Linum trigynum, 2658 nucleotides long. Lineage: Eukaryota; Viridiplantae; Streptophyta; Magnoliopsida; Malpighiales; Linaceae. The record is from the annotation of a GenBank genome assembly.